UAAAAUUUCCCAAAAAAAAAAAAAAAGGUGUUUUCUGUUUUUAAUUUUUUUUAAUGCGGUCGAGUACCAAAGCAAUCUGACUGGUAGUAUUGUUUUUUAUUCCCUCACGCCGAUUCAGCGCCGUUGGGGCUCCAAACACGGAGAAGAAGAAAAAGAACGAAGAAGAAGAAGAGGAAGAAGAAACUCUCACUUUCCUCUCCUGUGAGACCGAAGUUCAGAGCCAUGGAGGUGAUGAAGGAAGUUGAGAAUCCUCCUCAUCUGGGCAUCGAUUCUGAGAAGAACAAGAGCAUUCCAGAGCUCAUCAUGAAUCUCAGAACCGCUUUUAGAACCGAGGAUUUCGACAUGGUCGAAGGGAUUCUGGUGGCUAAAGAAGCGGAGAUGAAGCUAGAAAUAGAGAAGAUGAAGGAAGAGAUUUCUCUGUUCCAGAAAGAAAGGGAUUUUCACAGUCUAGAGAAGAUCAGAUACGAGAAGGAGUUCAAAGCCUCGAAUGAGAGAGCAGAUAAAGCCAAGGAAAGCUACGAGAAGCUUCUCAAAAAGGUUAAGGUUAAUAAGAGAGUUGAAGAUAACCAAACCACCAUUGACGAGCUGAGGAAGAAGAACGCCGAGUUGGAAUCUUUGAUGAAUUUGGCCAAAGAGGAACGGGAUUCUCAUUGCAUAGAGAAGGUGAAAUUUGAGACCCUGUUCAAUGAUUUGAAUGAGAGGGCGAAAGAGGCCAAUGAAAGAUAUGAGAAGCGUAUGGAACAAGUUAAAAAUAGUUAUAAAACCACCAUUGAUGAGCUGAAGGAGAAGAACAGUGAGUUGGAGUCUGAAAAAAAAGGGGCUGAAGAGGAACUCAAUCGGUGGAUGAGCAGGUACGAGCAACGAGUCUCCAGGUUAGAGGAAGACGUAAAGAUGUUGAAUAGCAGCAAUGCUUUGGAGCGUUCAGGUCCUGUGGAGGUUAUCGAAGGGAAUGGAGACGACGACAAUGGCGAAAAUGGUAUUGGGGAAUCUGUUCGUCUUCCAUCAGAGGAGGAGAAUGUGGCUUCUAAUUGGAAUGAAAAUGCCAGAGUUGAACAGAAUGAGGUCUCUGCUCCUAGUCCACUAACCGAAGGUGAAGAAGGCUCUGGAAAAUUUGCACCUGGAGACCCUAUUUUGAUUGCCGAUAGUGAUGAUGAUUAUAUGCCAGUGAACAAUAAAGGAAAAUCUCAAAAUCUUGCAGACAUUGAAGAUUCUAGCAUGAUGGGUAUGGAAAGGAGAAGACUGCUCAAAAGAAAACGAGCUUCAUCUAUUGAUUUAUGUGAGAGUGAGAGCAAUAAAAUUCAUGAAGACAAUACGAUUCCAAGUCAUUGCUCUGAAAAAGGUAUUCCUUCUGUUGCUAAUGAUGUUGAAGAACUGCGUAGACCAUUAAGUCAAGAUCAAGCGAUCUUGAGAGGAUCUGAAGAGAAAAUAGCAACAGUACCACCAUUUCCAACUAUUUUAAACAGGUUUUCUGGAGGCAGGAUUGAUGAACUUGUAGAUAUUGAGGAAAGUACCAGCUCAUCUGAAUCUGAUGAUACGGAUAGCACCAGUGAUGCUGAUGCUGACAUUAAUGAGCUUCUAUCAAAAUAUCAAAAGACUGGAGAAAAUAAAAGAUGGGCAUCUGAAGCUGAUAUGGUUUCAGCAUUUGAGAAAGAUCCCGAACUUUGUUUGAAUGCUGUUUGUGCACUUUAUAGACAGCAUAAAUCAGUAAUGGAAUCAGCAUCACCUGGGGUUUAUCCAUUUUCAGAUGACAGAGGAUUCAAAAAGUUCGAUGCACCCAGGGGAAUUCGUUUGGCCAGGUUUCUUAUUGAUGAGGAUCCCCAUGGGAAGUUAAGAAGAUCUGUGAAGGAGUUGGAGCUUCAAAACAGGAAAGGACUUUCUGAGUGCAGAAAACUAGCAGUUGAGCACUCUAAGCAACUAUUUAAGAUAUACCAGAAUAAAGAGGAUCCUUUCUUCAUUCCUUCAUAGAUGGAGCUUACAACUUUGAGGCUGGUCAGUAAUCAGUCUUCUAGAUAGGUAUAUAAUUUGGCAAAUGCAAAGCAAUCAAGAGAAAGUGAGAUCUCUGAAUUCUGCAAUUCUGUGCCCUUUUUGUUGGUUUUACUGUAGAGACAUAUAUGCAUGGUCAAAAUGUUGAUAGGCGACCAAGUCCUUGGCUAAUUAUACAAGUAGUCUGAAAGCCUUUUUCUUGUUCUCUUAACGUUUACACAAGUAAAAGCUAUGACUCUUUUGUGACUUUAGAUCCUCUAGUACAGAAACUACUUUGUUCAUAACUAUGACCAUGUAUACCAAACGAGGCUGGCAAGACCAGUUUGCUAAUCUAUUCAACCUUGUUCACUAUUGUCUUUAAUAUAUAUAUAUAUAUAUA
Ziziphus jujuba (common jujube) is the source of this 2362-nucleotide messenger RNA. RefSeq lists its product as uncharacterized. Bases 223 to 1965 code for a protein of 580 amino acids. The transcript has 4 exons. Lineage: Eukaryota; Viridiplantae; Streptophyta; Magnoliopsida; Rosales; Rhamnaceae. The record is from RefSeq and is a predicted model, not a curated record.